AUGGGGCUCCGCGAUUCCUCCGUGCUGCUGGCUCUGGCCCUCGCGCUCGCCUACUGCUCCGUCGCAGUGGUGGGCUACGAUCCCCUGGACCCUCGGGGCAACAUCACCAUCAAGUGGGACGUGAUCUCGUGGACGCCCGACGGGUACGUGGCGAUGGUGACGAUGAGCAACUACCAGAUGUACCGGCACAUCAUGGCGCCCGGGUGGACGGUGGGGUGGUCGUGGGCCAAGAAGGAGGUGAUCUGGUCCAUCGUGGGCGCGCAGGCCACGGAGCAGGGCGACUGCUCCAAGUUCAAGGGCGGCAUCCCGCACUGCUGCAAGCGGACGCCCGCCGUGGUGGACCUGCUCCCGGGGGUGCCCUACAACCAGCAGAUCGCCAACUGCUGCAAGGCCGGGGUGGUGUCGGCGUACGGGCAGGACCAGGCCGGGUCCGUCUCCGCGUUCCAGGUCUCCGUCGGCCUCGCCGGCACCACCAACAAGACGGUGAAGCUGCCCAAGAACUUCACCCUCAUGGGCCCCGGGCCAGGGUACACCUGCGGGCCGGCGACGAUCGUGCCGUCCACCGUGUACUGGACGCCCGACCACCGGCGCCGGACGCAGGCGCUCAUGACGUGGACGGUCACCUGCACCUACUCGCAGCAGCUGGCGUCCAAGUACCCGUCCUGCUGCGUCUCCUUCUCCUCCUUCUACAACGACACCAUCGUGCCGUGCGCCCGGUGCGCGUGCGGCUGCGGCCACGGCGGCCACGCCGGGCCGGCCGGCGGGUGCAUCGAGGGGGACUCCAAGCGCGCGCUGUCGCCCGGGGUGAACACGCCGCGCAAGGACGGGCAGGCGCUGCUGCAGUGCACGCCGCACUUGUGCCCCAUCCGGGUGCACUGGCACGUCAAGCUCAACUACAAGGACUACUGGCGCGCCAAGAUCGCCAUCACCAACUUCAACUACCGGAUGAACUACACGCAGUGGACGCUGGUGGCGCAGCACCCCAACCUGGACAACGUCACUGAGGUCUUCAGCUUCCAGUACAAGCCGCUGCUACCAUACGGCAGCAUCAAUGACACUGGCAUGUUCUACGGGCUCAAGUUCUACAACGACUUCCUCAUGGAGGCCGGCCCGUUCGGCAACGUGCAGUCGGAGGUGCUCAUGCGCAAGGACGCCAGGACCUUCACCUUCAGCCAGGGAUGGGCCUUCCCGCGCAAGAUCUACUUCAACGGCGACGAGUGCAAGAUGCCGCCGCCGGACUCCUACCCCUACCUGCCCAACGCCGCGCCCGCCGCCGCCUCGCAGCUGAUCGUGUCCGCUGCUGCCUCAGCGUUCCUACUGGCGCUGCUCCUGGUGGCAUGA
Miscanthus lutarioriparius is the source of this 1341-nucleotide messenger RNA. NCBI's taxonomy places the organism in Eukaryota, Viridiplantae, Streptophyta, Magnoliopsida, Poales, Poaceae. The record is from the annotation of a GenBank genome assembly.